This is a messenger RNA of Linum trigynum, 300 nucleotides long. Lineage: Eukaryota; Viridiplantae; Streptophyta; Magnoliopsida; Malpighiales; Linaceae. The record is from the annotation of a GenBank genome assembly.
AUGCUGGGUCUCGCAGGUGCGCGUCGCCUCGGCCGUCGUUCACCUCGAAGAAGCUGGGAGGAGCAGGAGGCUGGGAGGAGGAGGUGCGCGUCGCCUCGGCCGUCGUUCACCUCGAAGAAGCUGGGAGGAGCAGGAGGCUGGGAGGAGGAGGAGGAGCCGGCGGAGAGAAGCUCGGCGAGAGGAGAAAGAUGGCCUCCUCGACAAAUCCCGGCCGCCUCGACAAGUCCAGGGCGAGAGGAGAAAGAUAGAUGCUGGCUGUGGCGACUUAGAGAUGGUGUAGGGUUUUGUUAUGUCAAUUGA